AUGGUUCGCCUUUUUACUACUGGCCUGGCAUUGGCUGGUCUUGGUCUUGCUCAUGCACAGUCGAAUGCAUCGUUGGCCAAUACCAUCUACAAAGAUGCUUCACAAUCUGUUGAUGCUAGAGUCGAGAACCUCGUCUCUUUGAUGACAUUGGAAGAAAAGAUGGCACAAUUGAUGCAGGGCGACAUCUCAAACUGGCUCAACACGACAUCAGGAGAGUACAAUCAAACAGGCCUAGAAUUCAACUUUGCAAACCGCAGCGGUAUGUUCUACGUCGGCUACCCAAUCUCUUGGGACUGGCUCGCCGAAGGCAUCAAGAAAGGUCAGGACUAUGCUGUCAACAGCACUCGUUUGGGCAUUCCGGCUAUCGUCCAGACGGAAGGUAUCCACGGUUUCCUCAUCGGCAAUGCUACGAUUUUCAACUCGCCGAUUGCGCAAGCCUGCUCGUUCAACCGCGAAUUGCAACGCCAGAUGGGCGAGCAGAUUGCCAUCGAAGCCGCUGCGUUGGGAGUUUCCCAACUUUUUGCUCCUCUGGCUGAUUUGGCCCGCGAGCUUCGCUAUGGUCGUGUCGAAGAAACAUAUGGUGAAGAUGGCUUUCUCGCUGGCGAAAUGGCAUACAACUACAUCAUUGGAUGUCAAGGCCAGAAUGUCUCGGCUAUGGUCAAGCAUUUUGCUGCAUACUCUGAUCCCGAAGGUGGUUUGAAUACUGCCCCUGUUCAUGGUGGCGAGAGGGAGUUGAGGACCACUUGGCUGCCUCCUUUCCAUCGUGCUAUCAUUGACGGUGGGGCGUAUGCGAUCAUGUCUGCUUAUCAUGCUUAUGACGGUAUUCCGGCUGUGGCUGAUUAUCAUAUGUUGACGGAGAUCUUGAGGAAUGAGUGGGCAGGAUACAAGUACUUUGUUUCGAGCGAUGCUGGCGCUACUGAUCGCUUGUUCAAGAACUUUUUGACUUGUGGUGUCAAUGACUUCGGAUGUGUUACUGAGCAAUGUCUGACUGCCGGAAACGAUGUCGAGAUGGGAGGCGGCUCUUUCAAUUUCCGCUCCAUCCCUGCCCUGGUUUCCAAUAACACCAUUGACAUCAGUGUCGUCAACGAAGCCGUCGCUAGAGUCCUGCGAGUCAAAUUCCAAAUGGGCCUCUUCGAAAACCCCAAUCCUGCUGCCCCCAAGGAUCAAUGGACUAACAUCAUCAACACCCCUGCUGCCAAAAAGCUUGCCCGUGAUUUGGAUGCCGAGUCAAUCGUGCUGCUCCAGAACCCGAACAAGACGCUUCCACUCAGCAAGACUGACAAGAUUGCUGUUAUUGGACCCAUGGCUUCUGGGUUCAUGAAUUAUGGCGAUUAUGUCGUGUACAAGUCUCAGUAUAGGGGUGUGCAGUAUUUGGAAGGCAUUAGAAAUGCGGUUGGUGCUUCAGCCAACUCGACGAUCUCGUAUGCAAAAGGUUGCGAGAGAUGGUCGACUGACGAGUCUGGUAUUCCUGAGGCUGUUGAGGUCGCCAAAGAUGCAGAUGUCGCUGUUGUCAUCGUGGGUACUUGGUCUCGCGACCAACAAGAGCUGUGGCAGGGGUUGAAUGCAACCACUGGCGAGCACAUUGAUGAGAGCGAUCUCGGCCUCGUCGGCGCACAAAGAGCUUUAGUCAAAGCCAUCAUCGACACGGGUAAACCCACCGUCGUCGUCUUCUCCUCCGGCAAACCUCUCACCGAGUCCUGGAUCUCCAACACCACUGCCAGUUUGGUUCAACAAUUCUACCCCAGCGAAGAAGGUGGCAAUGCUCUUGCUGACAUACUCUUUGGCUCUGUAAACCCCUCUGGCAAACUCUCCGUCAGUUUCCCUCACGAUGUGGGUACUCUGCCUGCCUACUACGACUUUUUGAACAGCGGACGACCUACUUAUCCCGGCUUUGUGGGCGCGGAUGGAAACCUGUACUUCGGAAGCAGCUACAUUCUGGAUACGCCUGUACCGUGGUUUCCCUUCGGGUACGGGCUUUCGUACACCACGUUCGAGUAUGGCAAUGUCACGUUGUCUUCCUCGAAAGUCUCUGCUACCGACUCCAUCAUCGCUUCCAUCUCCAUCACCAACAAUGGCACUUAUGAUGGCGCUGAAGUGGUGCAACUCUACGUCAAGGAUCAAGUUGCUAGCGUCGCUGUCCCGAACAUCCAACUCAAAGGCUUUGAAAAGGUGUUUAUCAAGGCGGGAGGAACGGUAAAUGUGAGUAUUCCGUUGGAGGUCAAGGAUAUCGGGCUGUGGAAUAAGAGUAUGGUGUAUGUGGUGGAGAAGGGCAACUUUACGGUGUUUGUGGGUGCUAGUUCGGCGGAUUUGAGGAGUAAUGCUACGUUGACUGUUGUGUGA
Molecule: messenger RNA, 2340 nt
Organism: Aureobasidium namibiae CBS 147.97
Lineage: Eukaryota; Fungi; Ascomycota; Dothideomycetes; Dothideales; Saccotheciaceae
Product: glycoside hydrolase family 3 protein
Exons: 5
Coding region: 1-2340 (779 amino acids)
Biological process (GO): glucan catabolic process
Molecular function (GO): beta-glucosidase activity
Source: RefSeq, a predicted model, not a curated record